UACCGUGACCAAAAAGCCAGUGUAACAGAGUUUCAUCGGGUUAAAUCAAGGAGAGUAUUCAUUUAACCUUACUAGCUAAGUGAUUCAUUCAAUCAUUGACUGUAUUAAUUAAUGAUAUAGAUUUUGCGACACAUCUGUGAAAGGUGGGGCCAGAAUAAAACUGUCCUUCGGCCACCCAUAAAAGCUGGUGGAUAACAGAAGUAUUCAGUUUUGAACUAUCAGUUCCGAGAACGUGUGAAAAGUGGCCCAAGAAUAAAGCUGAGAGAAAACCGUUCAACGCCCACCCUAACAUAUAAAAGAAUUGGAUGGCAGAAGUAUACAGUUUAGAAAUACCAGUUCAACGGCCAUCCAUAGCAUCAAACUUUGAUUAGGAUAGUGGAGUUGUGCUGUUCAGCAAAAUCGGUUGGAUAUCACCGGCGUGUUAAAAGCAAAUACUGUUAUUGCUGUACCGAUUUAGUUUCUAAAUUCACCAUGGCUGUUGACACUGAAGAUAUUAAACAGUUAGUGAAAUCGUCUCUAGCCAAACACAGUGGACAGAAAGGAUUAGAAUUUGCUAAAAAUGAAAAUGAUUUGCAAGUGGAAGAAAUUAGCACUGGAAAUUUAAACAAUGUCUUUAGAAUAAUUAGUAAAAGUAAGCCCGCUUUAAGUGUUGUGGUGAAACAUGCUCCUCCUUAUAUCAAAUGUCUGGGACCGGCUUAUCCUCUAAGUACAGAACGGGGUUCCAUAGAGUUCAAGGCUUAUCAGAUGUUUCACAAGAUAAGUCCAGGUUCGGUUCCAGAACCCAAAUUCUAUGACGAAGAGAACAAAGUUCUUUGUAUGGAAGAUUUACGGAAACACGUAGAUUACCGGAAGCAUCUCUUGGCGGGAAACGUUGACGUUAAAUUAGCCGAAGCUUUGGCGCGCCAUUUAGGUCUAGUUCAUUCAGCUACCCACGUUUCUAAAAUAGGAGACGACGAAAGAGAGGAACUAAACGAAAGGUUUAACAAUUCAAGUCUCGUUUCUCUUACUAAACAAUAUGUCUUUACCAGACCUUUCAGUAAAGGCAACCCGACCAACAGAUGCACAGCCAAAGUGACGCCACAUUUGAGCGCUAUUUAUGAUGACACUGAAGUUUUGGAAACUGCCAAGGUUCUGAGAAAUUUGUUCCAGAGCAAGAAAGAGUGUUUGAUUCAUGGAGAUCUGCACACGGGUUCGCUCAUAGUCACUGAACAAGAUGUUAGGAUGACGGAUACUGAAUUUGCUUUUGUUGGUCCCGCGGCUUUCGAUCUUGGUCUUCUGUUUGCCAAUUAUAUUUUCUGCUACUAUCACCAUCUAAGUAAAAGUGAGGACGCUGGUAGAGCAACUGCAUUCAAGGUACUGGAUUGUUGUAAUGCCGUUUCUUUGAUAUAUCAAGAAACAAUAACCAGUUUUAGUGGGGAUAACAAAGAGGAUUAUAUAAAGAAUCUGUUGUCUGAAGCUGCAGGCUUUGCAGGCUGUGAACUAAUCAGGCGAAUAGUUGGGGCUGCCCAUGUUGAGGACACCGAGGAUUAUCCUGAAGUAGAACCAGAGAUUCUUGGCGCUGGGAUUCGUUUAUUAAAAGCUUACAAAAGAAUCCACGAUGUUGGAACUAUGCUAGUUAUCGGACUAAUGUUAGCGUAAAAUCAUUUAUAGAUUCAUGUAUA
Molecule: messenger RNA, 1661 nt
Organism: Patella vulgata (common limpet)
Lineage: Eukaryota; Metazoa; Mollusca; Gastropoda; Patellidae
Product: methylthioribose kinase
Exons: 1
Coding region: 472-1638 (388 amino acids)
Source: RefSeq, a predicted model, not a curated record